UGGAGUAUAGCACAAUAGCAAGCCCUUGCUGCACAUGGCUGUGGCCAGCGCCCGCAGUUCUCCCCAUUCCGACUCAUCGCCGUUGCCACCAGUGUCACCUCAGCCUGUAGCCGAGAGGUUGUUCAUGCGUGGAGGGAGCGGCCGCUCACCGGGCAGUAGCAGCAGCAGCAGCAGCAGCAGGAGCCCCAGCCUCAGAGAAAUUGACGAGGAGGCUGCGGUGGUCAUCAAUGAUGGCGGUGAGAAGCUCUACGUGGCUGUUGGGAAGGACUUCAAGGACGGCAAAUCCAGCCUCAGCGCAGCUCAGAGCCUUGGGCUCCUCGGCGGUGGUCUCAGCCUUGUCCUGCUGCAUGUCCACCAACCUGCUGACAGGAUUAUGAGCGGAUUAUGCAAGGUUCCUGCAAGCCAGCUAGAAGAAAAGGAACUUAAAGCAUACAGAAAGAUCGAGCGAGAGGAGAUGAACACACUUCUCAACCAGUACAUGACAUACUGCAGGCUGUAUCUCAAGGUGCAAGCAGAAACACUGGUCAUUGAGAAGAACAAUGUCCCAAAUGGCAUUGUCGAGCUAAUUAAUCAGCAUUGCAUCACAAAGCUUGUCAUGGGAAUGUCUUCCUUCUCAACGAAGAGGAAAGUACCCAAGUCAAAAGUUGCAGCCAUCGUGCAUCAACAGGCCAAACCGUAUUGCCAGAUCUCCUUCAUUUGCAAAGGGUCUCUUGCUUGGACUAGGGAUGCCAAUCUGGAUUCUAUAAAAGCUGAUUCACCCAGAAGCAGUUCUGCAAGCACUCUGUCAGAUGAACCUGAGUUACCUGCAAGAUCAGUGUCACUGCCACCUGGGCAUCCUGGUUACAUGGGCUCUCCUGAUCAACAAUUCCUUCCUCGACGGUCAAACUCAGUUAGUUAUCCCUCACCAGGAUUUAUAGCAAACAAUGUGGAGAGGAUGUUGCAUAUAGCGCAGCACUCGAUACAUGUGAAACCAAGAAAUUGCUCUCCAAACUCCAGCCUUCCAAGCAAUGAAGGGUCCUCCUCAUCGAGUCUAAAGGACUCAGACAGUAUGGAUGGAUCACCCUUACCAGCUUCAGUAGUCAGCUCUGAAGAGCAACAAAUGUCCAUGGUGGAAACUAGCAUGCAAAAUGAAGUGUUUGAGCAGCUGCAGCAGGUCCGCAAUGAGCUAGAACACUCAAGAAAGGAAGCAUCUGAGGGCCGGCAGAAAGCCGAAAGGGAUCUGUUUGAAGCUUCCAGGAUGUUCAAAGCACGGGAAAAUUCACUCCUGAAAGAAAAAAGGGAGGUAGAUGAAAGACUGAACAAAGAAAAAGCAUUUCUUGAAAAAGAGAACUUCCAGAUAUUCAAUGAACUGCAGAAGGCAAAUGAGCAAAGGGCAGAUCUGGAGAAUAAGCUUCUCCAGACCAACUCUCUGUUGGAACAGCUCCAACAGCUGCAAGGAGAGCUGCAGCGUGAGAAAGAAGAUGCUCUAAGAGAAGCUGAAGAGAUGCGCAAACUAUAUGGAAACAGCGAUUUUAUCUCUGCUGGUGAAGUUUCCUUGACAGAGUUUAGUUACAGUGAGAUUCAAGAAGCAACCAAAAACUUUGAUGAAUCUAUGGAGAUUGGACAUGGUGGAUGUGCAAGCGUCUACAAGGGUUUUCUCCGUCAUACCACUGUAGCCAUAAAGAAGUUCAACCGAGAAGGCAUAGUAGGAGAGAGAGAGUUCAACGAUGAGGUGGAAAUUUUAGGUAGGAUGAGACAUCCGAACCUUGUCACUCUCAUAGGAGUGUGCAGAGAUCCGAAAGUGUUGGUUUAUGAAUUCUUGCCAAACGGAAGCCUAGAGGACCGUCUCCAAUGCAAGCACCACACUGAGCCACUCCCAUGGAGAAUGCGCAUCAGAAUUGCUGCUGACAUCUGCACAGCACUUAUCUUCCUCCACUCCAACAAACCAAAAAGCAUCGCGCAUGGUGAUCUGAAGCCUGACAAUGUCCUCCUUGACACUAACUUUGUUGGCAAGCUAGGAGACUUUGGAAUUUCACGUUCCUUAAAUCUGACAAACACCACUGUCACCCCUUACCACAGAACGGACCAAAUAAAAGGCACACUAGGAUACAUGGAUCCAGGGUACAUUGCUUCAGGGGAGCUCACAGCGCAGUAUGAUGUCUACUCCUUUGGAGUCGUACUGCUGCGGUUGCUAACUGGUAAGAGCCCCCUAGGCCUUCAGAGUGAGGCAGAGGCAGCCUUGAGCAGUGGAGUCUUGCACGAGAUACUUGACACCUCAGCAGGGGACUGGCCUCCUGAGUUUGCUGAAGAGUUGGCAAGCCUAGCUCUGAAAUGCUGUAAGUAUGAAAGAAAGGAGCGCCCUGAUCUUGCAAAAGAGGCAUGGGGUAUCCUGCAAGCUAUGAUGAAUGAACCAACACCUUCUUCAUCACUUCCUCUGGAGGCACCAUCAUAUUUCAUCUGCCCGAUGACACAGGAGAUCAUGCGAGAUCCGCACAUUGCUGCUGAUGGAUUCACAUAUGAAGGGGAGGCUAUAAAAGAUUGGAUCCAAAGGGGGCAUAGAAUGUCCCCCAUGACAUACCUUAAUUUCCCACACCAUCAGUUAAUUCCUAACAACGCCCUUCGUUUCGCAAUUCAAGAAUGGCAAACAAAACAGCAGCAGUAAUUUUGAGUUUUUGACACUACAUUUGGUCUGCACUUUGUAUCAUGUUUGUGAAGUGAGACAAGUAGUUCCCAAGUGUGUACAUGUACAUUCUAGGAAGCAUUUUUUUUUUACUUAACCAGCCAAUAUUUUACCAAAUUUUGGAGCUCGGAAAUUAAGCUUCAUGAACAUGCCAGUGUGAGGGCUCACACAUUUGGGAUGAAUUGAUAUGUAACAUGAUGUAAUAUAUUAGCAAGAAGAUGCAACGUUGCAAUUGUCAAUAGAUGUUUGUGCCCA
Setaria italica (foxtail millet) is the source of this 2914-nucleotide messenger RNA. Its product is annotated as U-box domain-containing protein 33. Gene Ontology annotation, molecular function: ubiquitin-protein transferase activity; ATP binding; protein kinase activity. Lineage: Eukaryota; Viridiplantae; Streptophyta; Magnoliopsida; Poales; Poaceae. The coding region runs from base 35 to 2641 and encodes 868 amino acids. The record is from RefSeq and is a predicted model, not a curated record. The transcript has 9 exons. Gene Ontology annotation, biological process: protein ubiquitination; protein phosphorylation.